Baudoinia panamericana UAMH 10762 is the source of this 851-nucleotide messenger RNA. RefSeq lists its product as uncharacterized. The transcript has a single exon. Lineage: Eukaryota; Fungi; Ascomycota; Dothideomycetes; Mycosphaerellales; Teratosphaeriaceae. The record is from RefSeq and is a predicted model, not a curated record. Bases 377 to 712 code for a protein of 111 amino acids.
AAUUCGGCCAGUUGCGGUGUGCAAGACCUUCAGGAGCAUCGUGAGAGAGCAACAAAGCCGGUGCCUUUGUAGUAAACAAUGCGUCCUUAAAAUGAUGAACUUCUUUCUCCUCCGUCAGCCUUGCGUUGACAAUGGGACAAUGGUGCCGUGCGCGACCCAAUAUCAGAGUUCGGCGUCGUCGUCUUGGCCUCACCAAAGAUCUGGCGCUGCCUGACAGCGUAGGGUGUUUUAACCCCGAGUCCACCGUUCCAAGCGAAGGGAGGAUCGCAGGUCGAGCAAGUACUUCAGGCGGGUUUCGAGGUUCCGGGUCCGUCUUCGUGCACCCUUUCCACUAAUCCACCUCAAUCCAAUCCGCGGACAACAACGGGCGAAUACCAUGCCGCUCUGCUGCUGCCCCAAAGACCGCAAACCCAAACCACCAACCUCCACCCCAUCAGCAGCUUCCGAACCGAACGCACCUCUGCCAUCUCCAAUCACCAAAGUCUUGCUAGACAGCUACGACGCCUACGACUGGAACCAUUCCGCAGACGCGCUGACCGAUUGGCUCAACGCGCGGUGGAAGAAGACGGGCUUCCAGGUGAGUCGGGAGACGGUGUGCUUCACACUCCGCGCUAACGGUCGCGAUGCAGAGAUCGGCACGGGUGACAGGAUGGAGGGUGCUUUCUGCCGGGCUGCUGCGAGAGGAGGAAGCGAACCCGAGAGGCAAGUUUGACUGACGUGCUCCGGCGGAAGGCUUACCUGCAUAGUCGCCAGGUUGCGUGCUAGCUCGAAACGGGCAUUGCUGGUCCGCGAUUGCUGAAGGAACAAGGCUGAAGCAUUCGACAAGUUUGGUCAUCGACGUAGGUAUUGAA